AUGUCUCAGACAAUAAUAAGCUCUCAGCCUCACUCAACUUCAGGAUAUGCAACCAGCAGCCAAUGGACUUCUGAUGAAUUUGACUGCUGCGAGGACAUGGGCAUCUGUCUUUGUGGAACAUUUGUCCCCUGUUUCUUGGCUUGUAAAGUAGCCUCAGAUUAUGGCGAGUGCUGCUGUCUACCUUGCAUUGGAGGUACCGUGAUGGCCAUGCGUACCGGCAUAAGAGAACGUUAUCACAUUCCGGGUAGUAUCUGCAAUGACUGCGUAUGUCUCACAUUCUGUGGCCCAUGCGCUCUCUGCCAGAUGGCACGUGAGCUGAAAACCAGGAACUAAAGGAAUCAAAACAUUUGCUUAAAGUGCAGACACAGUAUAUAACUGAGUGCCGUAUGGAAAAUACUGAAAAAAGCAAAGAAUGAAACAAACAUAACAUAAAUAUCCU
Pelobates fuscus (common spadefoot toad) is the source of this 439-nucleotide messenger RNA. RefSeq names its product cornifelin homolog A-like. Bases 1 to 333 code for a protein of 110 amino acids. The record is from RefSeq and is a predicted model, not a curated record. NCBI's taxonomy places the organism in Eukaryota, Metazoa, Chordata, Amphibia, Anura, Pelobatidae. The transcript has 3 exons.